AUGUCAUGGCUCGUGCCCUCACUGCCAAGCUGGUCUCGCGGCGCCGCUCCAACCCAGGUCGAGAAGGCGACGGCGAAUAACGAUAUUGAAGAAGACGACAUUGAUGCCCCGCCCCCCUUCCCCAUGCUCAAUUCUCAUCAGAGAUCCCAGGCUCCGGCCCCUGAAGCACCCAAACCCCCGAUACCCCCCCCCACUAUUGCGCCAAUCCCGACGUUAUCAUUCGCCAUCGCCCCUCCGUCACCUACCAAGUCGACGCACGAUGACGAUGAGCCUCCUUCAGAUCUAAACAUCGCCAUCAUACCCGACAACAUACCUAUAGGGAACAUGGCCCCUCCGCCGAGUACGGUGAAGAAACCGUCCUUCGGUAUACAAAAUGGCGGACAUGAUGGAGGAGGGUUGAAAGUGGCAGAGAAACCCAAGCCCAAAGAGAAGAGGAAGGGCAAGGUAGCCCUUGCGCCGGGACAUUCUCCUCUAGACUGGGCGAGGCUGACAUCAAGUGGACAAAACUUGAGGGGUGUGCAUACAUUCCAGAGAGUCACGCUUGCAGAGCUGAAGGAGCAUAACACUCCGGACGAUGCGUGGUCGGUAUUCAACGGAAUGGUGUACAAUAUCACGCCUUACCUUCCAUUUCACCCAGGAGGAGAGGACGAGAUGAUGAGGGUUGCGGGGCGAGAUGGGACCCGUCUUUUUAUGCUCACGCAUUCUUGGGUCAAUAUGGACUUUAUGUUGAAGGAGUGUAUGGUGGGAGUCUUGGUCAAAUGA
Molecule: messenger RNA, 762 nt
Organism: Cryptococcus wingfieldii CBS 7118
Lineage: Eukaryota; Fungi; Basidiomycota; Tremellomycetes; Tremellales; Cryptococcaceae
Product: cytoplasmic protein
Exons: 4
Coding region: 1-762 (253 amino acids)
Molecular function (GO): heme binding
Source: RefSeq, a predicted model, not a curated record